UCAGCAACAGCCUGGCAGAGCAGGAGCAUCCUCCUGGACAGCCAGGAGAUGUUGGCCACCCUUGCCCUCUUCCUGGGGCUGCCCCUUGCCCUGGCCACCGAGCCCCAAAGCUGCGCCCCGCUGAUCCCGGUCACCUUCGACAACACCACCAUCCCUCAGCUCCUGGGAUGGUGGUUCUACAUUGCUGGUGCCUCCAGGUAUCCCCCUCACCUGGCAGAGAUGGAAGCAAUGACAUUUGAGGCUUUUUCUUUCUCUCCUGGUAGCCAUGAGGACGAGCUCAACAUCAUCGAAAUCAUAAGAAUGAAUGAGACAUGUGUGGUGAGGAACUCCAGCAAGGUCCAGGUCUUUCAGCAGAACUCCACGAUGAAGCACGUUGAUGAAAAUGAGGUGGUUUCCAUGGCGAGACUGAUCCAAAGUGACAAAGACCUGCUGAUCCUGAACCACAUCAACAUUGACUUCCCAAAUCUGAGUCUCUCAGCACGGACACCCAAUGUGAGCAAGGAGCACAUGGAGGAGUUCAAAGCCCACCUGCAGUGCCUGGGCUUCACUGAGAAGGAUGUGUUCUACGCUUCCACAGAGCAUGCCUGUCCCCUGCCCGGGGGUGGAGACAAUGCAGAUCCACAGCUGGGGUAACCCCCAUGGACGGGUUACUUCCUCCAUCCUCAUCCUCCCCCAGCCCAGCCAUGCUCAGCACAGCCUCAGAACCUCUUAUCCUACACAUGUUUUGGUUUUUCCUCCUGAAUUAAACACCCGGUUUCACUCUUCUCAACUGGCCCCAAAAUAAACUCCUGUGUUUCAACCA
Molecule: messenger RNA, 802 nt
Organism: Parus major (Great Tit)
Lineage: Eukaryota; Metazoa; Chordata; Aves; Passeriformes; Paridae
Product: alpha-1-acid glycoprotein 1
Exons: 6
Coding region: 49-633 (194 amino acids)
Source: RefSeq, a predicted model, not a curated record